AUGCGCUCCAUCGCGUUCGUCGCGGUCGCUGUCUCCACGGCGGCAGUAAUCGCCUCGGCGAUUACCACUCCUAUGCUGUACAGCUACGUGCAGACCCUCCAAAGCCAGGUCAACUCUGAGACUGAAUUCUGCCGCAUGCGCUCCCGUGACAUGCUCGUCAGCAUGUACCAAAUGGCCCCCAAAGGUCGUGCUAAGAGAGGAUGGCUGUUCGGACAGUGGGUGCCUGAUGGUGGUGCCGGCGGUGGCGCUGAAUAUGGUGGACCACAAGAGCACGGUUACGCACCAGCUCCUCCACCAAGCAACGGAUACGGCCCCGUUGUCAAUGCCGAACCUGAGCCACAGUGCUGCACCUGCCAGCAAGGACCUGCCGGACCCCCUGGACCUCCUGGAGAUGACGGAAAAGAUGGUCGUGACGGCGAGCAAGGAAAGGACGGCAACAAAGGACGUGAUGGCGGUAUCGAGCCCUCCGAUGGACUUCAGUCAGAGCCAUGCGGACCUCAAGGACCACGAGGAACUCCUGGACUUUCUGGAGUUGAUGGACGUCGUGGAGAGCCCGGCAUGGUCGGACCAGCUGGACCUGGCGGAGAGCCCGGUACACCAGGACCAAAAGGAAAGAAGGGAGAAGACGGACAUGUCAUCAACGUCAACGGACCACCAGGACCACCUGGACCCCCUGGUCCUAAGGGCCGCAAAGGAGAACGCGGACCUAAGGGACGUGUUGGAGGCGUCAUUCCUGGACCUCAGGGACCACCUGGAGACCAAGGAAAGAAGGGACGUCCUGGACGCAAGGGAGAGAACGGUGGACCCGGAGGACUCGGAUCAAAGGGACCCGAUGGAGACUGCUUCCACUGCCCAACACCACGCACUCCACCUGGCUACUGA
This is a messenger RNA of Cooperia oncophora, 882 nucleotides long. The record is from the annotation of a GenBank genome assembly. NCBI's taxonomy places the organism in Eukaryota, Metazoa, Nematoda, Chromadorea, Rhabditida, Trichostrongylidae.